Polypterus senegalus (gray bichir) is the source of this 2233-nucleotide messenger RNA. It is a transcript of the gene ucn1, whose product is annotated as urotensin 1. Gene Ontology annotation, molecular function: hormone activity. NCBI's taxonomy places the organism in Eukaryota, Metazoa, Chordata, Cladistia, Polypteriformes, Polypteridae. The record is from RefSeq and is a predicted model, not a curated record. The transcript has 2 exons. Bases 142 to 651 code for a protein of 169 amino acids. Gene Ontology annotation, cellular component: extracellular region.
UAAAGAAACGGUGAGGACUCGGUGAAGCAAACCUCCGCCAAGCCGCACUUUUCGAGUUUCUUCCAAGUCAGAGUGGGGAAACUUUAGGAGAGUGAAGAGUCUCCUGCUGAUUACCAAAAACUGUAAUAAGAACAAUUCAGCAUGAAGACCGCAUCUAUGGUACUGUUACUACUCAAUGCUCUCUUCAUACCUCACAUCCCUCCUAGUGUCUGCCGUCCCACGGGAAUGAACAUCUUUGACCAUAAUGAUUUCAAGAGUCAGCUUGACCAAGUUCUGCUGAAGGCUGGUGACAAUUCCAUAUCCUACCUCAUGGGAGAAAGGCUUCUUCGAUAUUUACAAAGAAAUCCCAGAUUGCAAAAGAAUAUGUCUCUACUACCUCUUGACCACUGGCAGUUAGGGAAGUCAUUGUCAUCACGAAGCACAAGCCAGUACGUUAACAGCUUAUCGUCCCUGGAGGAAGAAGAGCCUUUACCAGAAGACAUCAACAUCCUCGACAACAUAGUCGAACUGUCCAAAAGAGCAGAAGACCCUCCCAUCUCAAUUGAUUUGACAUUCCACCUCUUACGAAAUAUGAUUGAGAUGGCAAGGAUUCAAAGUCAGAAAGAGCAAGCAGAACUGAACCGCAAAUAUUUAGAUGAGGUAGGCAAGUGAGGAUUUGAUAAGAAAAACAACAAGGUUCUCACCAGAGAAAAAGCCCAGGUUCUGUCGCAUACGGUUCAUGUCCACAGCCUGACAUUUGUUCUUGUAACUACAGUUUACACAAUCUUGGGUUGUAUCUGCUGCCUUGAGCUUUUUUUGAAAUGAGUGUUUGUUGACAAUAUGACCCUUGACUAGCUGUAGGGAACCAUGUCAUGUCCUUCACUCAAAUGUUCAACUGCAAGUUACUGAUGUACACAUUUGAAAUUGAACAUCUUUCAGCUGUGUCAUAAUCCUUUUCAAUUUAAUGUCAUACUAAAAACACAAUGUCAUAUUAACCGAUAUAUUUUUAGAAUGGUAGAAAACAGUUUAGAUUAGUGAAAUUAAGGAUUUUUUCCACAGUUCAGACCAGUAGAUAGCCUUCACAAAUAUUACGGCUGACUGACACGGUACUGUGUGCCACACAUUUAAGGUGUACAACUGUUGAAUCCUGUGUUCUCACUCGGUCGCCUAUAAACGAGAGGUUACUCGCCAUCUAUAUGAUUGAAUAUUGGCCCUCACAUUUGGCAGAGCUCUGCCAGCUGUCACUGUAGGGCAGUUUUAAAGAGUUGAAGAUGGGCUGUCCUGCCUUAAAGGACCUCAUUAGCAACACCUUUCCAAGUCCGCAGUCAAACCAACAGAUAAACAGACUGACAGACAGAAUUUUAUUUGUACCCAAGGGGAAAUCUGGGUUUUUACAGAAGCUCUUUAAAUGUUGUUGGAUCUUCAGCAUUGACAUUAACAGUAUGGUGUCUGUUAGGAGGCAUGAGGUUAAGGUAAAAAAAAGAGAAUAAAAAUGAUUUCAGAGGUGAAAUCGAGUGGCACUGGAGUGUCAUUCUUACUGAAAACUGCACUUAAGGGAUUUGUUACCUGAUAGAAUGAGCAGUACCUACAGUUAGAAGAAGGCCAUUUAUCUUAACUGUGGAAAUGGCAAAACACGCAGUGUUAACAUUAGAUAAGUGAAAACUGAGUCCACUCUACAGAAACACAGUUGAGUGUCGGAUGAGAAUGCUUAAGUUGUUAGCAAAUUGUGGAGCCCAGAAUUCCAAACUUCGACUUGGCGAUCAGUGGUUCAAAGUCAAACAUGGAAAGUCCUCUUCUUGUCAGAUUUAUGUUGGGCAUGGUUGUUAAGCAGUAUCUUGGGCUUCAUGGUGAGAAUUUUAUAUUUUUCUUGUAGAAAAUCAUUCAGAAAUGACAUCCUUCUCCUUACCUUGUGCUAUCACUGUUUCAGCAGAUCAAUGCACUAUGUAAAUGUAUUUAAAAAAGCAUGCAUACAAAAUCUGGAUUUUGUGAAUUGUUUUACUGAGAAAAAUAAAUAGAUCAUUCAUAAAGAAUUGUUUAGCAGCAAAGAAAAGCCAUUUUGCCAUUUAUAUUUUGUAAUAAAGAAAUCUAAACAAACCACCUGACUGUACAACUGACUUAAACCCCACUUUACUUCAGGUACUGUAAUAAAGGGGAUUUAUUCUGUUUAUCGUAUGCAUUUGAUAUCUGUGCCAGUCAGAGCAUCACGAGGGGCUAAAAGGGGUUGUUAAAUUAAACAUCUGCCUAUUGUAUUAUU